CACUAGAAAUUCUGUUUUGCAACAUGCCCCCGAGCGGGAUUUUGGCGCUUCUGAGGAAACUCCUUUAGUGACCCCCAAAUGAGCAAAUCCAACGACAAAACCAAACCAUGAAGUCUGAAGAGGAAGAAAUGCUUCUUAGUUGGUCACAUGUCUUAAGAGCUCAGAGCGAUCAUCUUGAAGUUUUGAAACUUCCCAAGAAAGAAUUUCCUUAUUUUACAGAAAAUCUGAGUACAGAAAGAUGAGCAACAGGAGUGUGGACCGAGAGCUUCUUGCGGCGAAGUCACAUGGAAAGACCAUUUCUUCCAAAAUGAGCAUCGGACACGGGAAGGGGUAUUCUUUGUAACGGGAGCUCUGAAGUCUGGGGCUGACAAGAUGGGCUUAGAGAACCCCUCGCCUCCUCAGCAGCUCUGCCUCAUUUUCAUUGGAUUGUCCCUGCUGUCUUUGGCAGAGACAUAUGGAUUCAGUAAAUGUACACAGUAUGAAUUGGAUAUUCGCCAUGUUUUCUGCAUUCGGAAGAAGAUCGUCAACUUGACAGAGGCCAUUUCUGACAUCCCGGGAUACACUACUCACCUCAACCUGACACAAAACCAAAUUCAAACCCUUCCUCCCUACGGCUUUACUAAUCUGUCCGCUCUGGUGGACUUGCGACUGGAGUGGAACGCCAUCUGGAAGAUUGAGAAGAGGGCUUUUUGGGGACUUGAAAAUCUGACCCUUUUGAACCUGAUAGAAAAUAAUAUUCGCAGUGUGAACGACUCCUUUGAGGGCCUGUCCAACUUGGAGACUUUGCUCCUGAGCCAUAAUCGAAUCACCAACAUUCACAAAAAUGCCUUUGUCCCUCUUUUCAACCUGAAACACUUAAGCUUGUCUAGAAACCAUAUUAGCAAUUUUUCAAAUGUUCUCGAAGCGGUCCAGCAUCUCCCGCGCCUGGAAUACCUGGAUCUCACCCUCAACAACAUCAGCAUCCUGGACCACAGCCCCAGGUUGUUGGUCUCCCUGACCCAGCUGAGCCUGCAGGGGAACAAACUAACGGAAUUAAAUUUCUCUGCUUUGUCACUGCCUAAUGUGACCACUCUGGAUGUCUCUCAGAAUAACCUGGCAGACGUCCGGCAUGUGGCUCUGGAAACUCUGCCCCAGCUGAGGAGCUUGAAUCUCAGUGGGACAUCGAUGAGACUGGAGAUGCUGCCAGCCGAACACCUACAGAAUCUAAGCGAAAUAGACCUUAGUGACCAGGUGUUUCGAGGCAGCCAUUUAAUAAACGUCAACCGUGUGUGUCAUUUUCUCAGAAGCUUGCCCGUGUUAGAGGCUUUGGUCUUUAGGCAAAAGGCCACGGAGGCAGGGGACAUAAAGCAUCUCGCCAACUGUACCAGGCUUUUGUCCCUUGACCUGAGACAAAACUAUAAUCUGGUUUACCUCAAUGACAGUGAGUUCAAUGGCAUGCCCAGCCUCCAAAGGCUGCAACUAGACAGGUGCCAACUUGCCUUUGUCACCAACCAGACCUGGAGUGGCCUCCAGAACUUGACGACCCUACAUCUGAGUCACAACAAGUUUAAAGGAUUUCCAGAUUUUGCCUUUUCACCCUUGAGGUCCCUACAAUUUCUUUUCCUCUCUAAAAAUCCCAUCACGGAACUCAGUGCUAGGGCCUUCUAUGGGCUGUAUUCUCUGAAGGAGCUCAACGUGGCUGGAUGCUGGAUAGUGCAAAUCGACAGAUACUCCUUUGCUCAGUUUCCAAAUUUGGAGAUUUUAGACCUUGGAUACAACAAUCUUCGAACUCUAAAAUCCAAAACCUUUCAUUUUCUGAAGAAACUGCAAGUUCUGAUUCUCUCCCAGAACCGCCUGAAUAGUAUAGAGAAGAAUGCAUUCUCUGGCCUUACCUACCUUACUCAACUUGACCUGGCAUACAAUAUCUUGUCAAGCUUCAGUGCAAGUAUUUUCUUGGGCCUUGAAAAUCUAGAAGUUUUGGAUCUCAGUUUUAAUAAAAUCACCUACGAAACCACCAGAACCUUGAGCUCUCCCCCAUUUAUGAACCUCAAGUCUUUGAAACAACUCAACCUAGAAGGACAAAUGCAUGGGGUUCAGGUUGUUCCCACCAACUUCUUCCAAGGGCUGCACGCCUUGGAGGAGCUACUCCUAGGCAAAAAUUCCAUGGUGUUCUUGGACCAUCACCAGUUGGACUGCCUGACUAAUCUCACAAAGCUGGAUAUCUCCGGAACAAAAUCUGGAGACCGGAGUCUUUAUUUAAAUAUUUCCUUAUUCCGAAAACUCAAAAGACUACAGAUGCUGCGUCUGGAAAACAACAACAUCGAGUCACUGACUCCCGGCAUGUUCUCUGGCUUAGAAAGCCUUCAGGUCUUCUCUUUAAGAUUCAACAACCUGCAAGUCAUUAAUCAGAGUCAUCUGGCAAACUUGACGUCUCUGAGAUACUUUGAUCUCUAUGGAAACAAAUUGCAAUGCAACUGUGACAAUGUGUGGCUCAAGAACUGGUCCAUCAACACAGCGGAUGUCCAUAUCCCUUACCUCCGGAGCUACCCCUGUCAGCAGCCAGAUACCCAGAGCUUGUUGGUCGAUUUUGAUGAUGCUAUGUGCAAUUUUGACUUGGCAAAGGUUUGCUUCUUCUGCUCCUUCAGUCUGGUCCUUGUGACAAUGGUCUUCUCUUGGUUUGGUGCCAAGAUCACUUCAUCUCUGUGGUAUGGGCUCUACAUAUUUCAAGCCUGGUACCUGGCCAAGUGGCAUAGGACAAAGAAGGAAUUCCUCUAUGAUGCCUUUGUCUCUUUCACUGCCACUGAUGAGCAGUGGGUAUAUGAAGAGCUGGUUCCAGCCCUUGAAAAAGAUGGCCAGCCCACCUUUAAGCUCUGUCUUCACCACCGGGACUUUGAACCUGGCAUAGACAUCUUUGAGAACAUUCAGAACGCCAUCAACACCAGCAGGAAGACGCUGUGUGUGGUCAGUAACCACUACCUGCACAGUGAAUGGUGCCGCCUCGAAGUGCAGCUGGCCAGCAUCAAGAUGUUCUACGAGCACCAGGAUGUCAUCAUCCUGAUCUUCCUGGAAGAGAUCCCAAACUAUAAGUUAUCCAGCUACCACCGACUCAGGAAACUUGUGAACAGGCAGACGUUUAUCACCUGGCCCGACUGUGUCCACGAGAGGCCGCUCUUCUGGGCUCGUAUUAGAAAUGCGCUGGGCAACAAGUCCGUGGAGAAGGACAAUGCGCAGCUAAUUGUGGUUGAGUGACCGGAAGUCUUCGUGACCGCAAGUGCAAUGUUGUCCAAGGUGUGCAGAGGCUA
Molecule: messenger RNA, 3281 nt
Organism: Phyllostomus discolor (pale spear-nosed bat)
Lineage: Eukaryota; Metazoa; Chordata; Mammalia; Chiroptera; Phyllostomidae
Product: toll-like receptor 13
Exons: 2
Coding region: 373-3228 (951 amino acids)
Biological process (GO): inflammatory response; immune response; toll-like receptor signaling pathway
Cellular component (GO): membrane
Molecular function (GO): protein binding; transmembrane signaling receptor activity
Source: RefSeq, a predicted model, not a curated record